GAAAGUGGUACCUGUAGGGAUGAGUAAAGGGUUAAAGAAGUUCCUGCAGGAGAAGUUUCCCAACAUGAACCGCCUUCAGGACAUCAGUGAGCUGCUGGUCAAAGAUGUUGCCCUCUCCGAGAGUGAAGCUGAGCAAGACGGCAGUCACAACAUCACAGAGCUGCCUCAGGCUUACGCAGGCCGUGGGAACAUGAAAUCUGAACAGAGUGCAGUACGCCUCACCGAGAUUGGCCCUCGCAUGAAGCUGCAGCUCAUCAAGGUGGAAGAAGGCUUUGGACAGGGCAAUGUGCUGUACCACAGCUUCA
This is a messenger RNA of Gekko japonicus, 305 nucleotides long. RefSeq names its product suppressor of SWI4 1 homolog. The record is from RefSeq and is a predicted model, not a curated record. Gene Ontology annotation, molecular function: rRNA binding. Gene Ontology annotation, biological process: ribosomal large subunit assembly; rRNA processing. Gene Ontology annotation, cellular component: preribosome, large subunit precursor. The annotation marks the transcript as partial. NCBI's taxonomy places the organism in Eukaryota, Metazoa, Chordata, Lepidosauria, Squamata, Gekkonidae. The transcript has 3 exons.